AUGUCCUCCCCGCAACAAUCCCCGCGGCAUUCGCGCCACGACUCGCUCGAUUCCUACUCGCCGCAGCUCCAAUACCAAUACCAAUUCCCACAAGAACGCCGCCAGUCCAAGGCCUCGGCCUCGUCCUUUGGCGGCGAGCCCAGCAGCUCGCUACGCAACAGCUACGCUGCCUCUGACGCUCUCGAAAGCAGCGGCGGCAUCGGCGACGGAGGAGGGGGUGGUGGUGGUAGUGGUAUAGGGGGAGACGGCGGGCUGGGAAAUCUGGCUGACGAGUUGGCGGGCGCGUUCGAUGACGACUAUGAGGAAGGGUAUGACGACAACUACGAGGAGGGAGAGGGGGAGUAUGCGGACGAAGAUGGGCCCUCGGUUCGGGUUGACGGUCUAGGAAUGCGGGAGGAAAGCGGGGCGGAUGGCCGGGAAGGAAGAGAAAGUGGCGAUGGUGGGCGGGCGCCGGACGGGGCCGGGAAUGGUGAAGCCAAGAGGGGGAGUUUGGGGGUGCCGGUGCAGGGGAAUGGAAGGGGAGGAGGGCAUCACCGCCGCGCACCGAGUGAAUACGACGGGAGCGAGUACGGGAGCGAGUCAGAUCUGGAAUCGCCUGGUAUGCCGCCAAGAUUGGUUGAUAAGAUGGAUGAGGUGGAAUCCCUGGCCCGAAGGGGUGCUGAAAAGAACGGCUCAGCCUCAGACGGGGCCUUUGCGAGAGUCACCGAGGGGUUGAGGGAUCUGGGGUCACAAUCUGGUGUUGAGGGCGGCGCUACAAGACUAAUAACCGCCCACUCGGCCCUGACCACCCACCUGACGCACCAGACACGGCAGCUGCACAACCUCACCUUCCCGCUCCUCUCGCCCCUGGUCGCGCCGCCAGACCCGGAGACCAUCGACGCGCUCCUGCCCAUGCUCGUGUCGCUGUCGGACUGCAUGCCGCGCCCCUCGACGAGUGCGUUCCAGUCGCUGGCCUCGCUGCACUCCAUCACGGCCGACCUGGUCCAGACGCUCAACUACCUCUCGGACACGCUGCACAUGUCGCGCCAGACCACCACCACGGCUACGCGCCGCCUCAAGAGCGCCCGCGACCUCGUCGCCGAGAUGCGCCGCGACGAGGAGCUCCGCGAGCAAGGGGAGCGCUGGCUGGCCAGGGGCAACUGGGGCGAGCGCCUGCAGAAGCGCGAGUGCGCCCACGUCUGCGGCGAGGUCGUCGGCGGCUUCGAGGAGGUCUGCAAUAGCUGGCGGAAGAGGCUACUUGCUCUUGCAGAGUCAUCACAGGCUUGA
Messenger RNA from Canariomyces notabilis, 1266 nucleotides. RefSeq lists its product as uncharacterized. The transcript has 2 exons. Lineage: Eukaryota; Fungi; Ascomycota; Sordariomycetes; Sordariales; Chaetomiaceae. The coding region runs from base 1 to 1266 and encodes 421 amino acids. The record is from RefSeq and is a predicted model, not a curated record.